AUGGCCAGCGAUGCAUCACGUUUUGCACGGGCCGCCAUCGACUGUGAGAAGACGUCGACCGAGGCCAUCGAUUGUGUGGAGAAACUGCUUGCUGGGCUGAAACAGGAUUCAGAUCGAGAUGGUAUUUCACUCCUUGAAGUGAAAAACCACGAUCUACUCGCCUAUUUGACGGAUAUGGCCUUUUUGAUGGAACGCAUGAGCAGUGGAGGUAGCAUUCAAGUUGGAGGAUCGGUCGAGAGGACAACAAAAUAUCGCACCGUACUUGAACGAAUCAAGCCGAUUGAGAAAAAAAUGGAGGCACAAAUCACAAAACUUGUUCAGGAAACCUCGUCAAAGCAAAAACCCAGUGUUUCCGUUGUUUCAGAAAAGGAGGGUGCAAAAGAAGGUGCAACGAGUGAAUCCGAAGUUGAAGAUGAGUCCGAAGCUAAUGAGGCACGAAAACGAGUGCCAACAAAGAUUCUGGCUGUUCAAAACACUGCUGAACGGGAUGCUGAAAGGAAGGAGAAACGUGUUGAGAAGAACAAAAAACGGGCGUUGCGAUCAACUCUCGUUCAGGAACUCAGGCAACAAUAUAGUGAAGCUCCCGUCGAAGAAUACAACGAUGUGAUUGGUUCAGACAGAGUACGACAGUUGGAUCGAGACAGAUUAGAG
Molecule: messenger RNA, 651 nt
Organism: Mesorhabditis belari
Lineage: Eukaryota; Metazoa; Nematoda; Chromadorea; Rhabditida; Rhabditidae
Source: the annotation of a GenBank genome assembly